Podarcis muralis (Common wall lizard) is the source of this 5252-nucleotide messenger RNA. It is a transcript of the gene PPP1R3A, whose product is annotated as protein phosphatase 1 regulatory subunit 3A. NCBI's taxonomy places the organism in Eukaryota, Metazoa, Chordata, Lepidosauria, Squamata, Lacertidae. The record is from RefSeq and is a predicted model, not a curated record. Gene Ontology annotation, molecular function: glycogen binding; protein phosphatase 1 binding. Gene Ontology annotation, cellular component: protein phosphatase type 1 complex. Gene Ontology annotation, biological process: regulation of glycogen biosynthetic process.
CAGACGGGUCUCUUUCGGUUUAUAUCAGAGAACCCAAUGGAGUCUUUUGAAGAACCUGGUCAGGUUAGUAGGGAGAACUUAUUAGAAGUUCCCACUUUAAGCGAUUCUCUCUCAGAAGAUGAAGAUGUUAAAGCUACACUGCAGCACCGCUUCUCCCCCAGCCCCCGGAGGCGGAAUUCAGAUUCUUCUGAAGAAAUGGAAGCAGAAACCCCAUCCACCAUUGCAAGAAAAGUUUCAUUUGCUGAUGCAUUUGGUUUUGACCUUGUAUCCGUUAAGGAGUUUGAUACCUGGGAUGUUCCAAUUACAUUACCAAAUGACGACUUAGAAGACGAAGUUGUGCCUGUGGAGGAAUUUUAUUUGUCUCCACUGUUUAUACUGCCUGCCACACAAGAAGAGCUUUUGCAAAAAGUGCGUGCACAGAAAGUAUGGCUAGAGUCUGUCGAGUUCCUGCCAGGGAUAACAUGUAUGAAGGGCAUCAUCCGUGUUCUGAAUGUAUCCUUCAAAAAGCUGGUCUAUGUCCGAAUGUCUUUGGACAACUGGCAGACUUAUUAUGACAUCUUAGGAGAUUAUGUGCCUAAUUCUUGUGAUGGCGAGACUGACCAGUUCUUGUUCAAGAUUUCAUUGGUUCCUCCUUAUCAGAGAGAGGACGCUAAGGUUGAAUUUUGCAUCCGUUAUGAGACAUCGGUGGGAAUAUUUUGGGCAAACAAUGACAAUCGUAAUUAUAUUUUGAUCUGCCACAAAAAGGAAACUGCGCCACCAGCGGAAGAGAAUAAAGCCCAGGGAGAAGUUACAGAUAAAGUCCAGGAAGGUGUUACAGACAAAUAUAUCAAAGGCUGCUUAAAGACAAUACCAAGCAGUAAAGAAGAAAUAUUGCCAACGGCUGAUGAAGACAUAUGGAAUAAUUCCAGGAGUUCAGAAUCAGACAUCCCCAAAAUUCUUUAUUCGCAUGUGGAUGAUAAUGAAAUUCAACAACGUAAGGAAAAUGUAAGCAGCAAAGAUGUGGAACGUAACGAAGAUGAUAAUGAAGAUAAUGAAAAAGAAUUAGAGUUGUUGCUAAGUCAGCACUUCACUAGAGCCAAGGAUGAAAGGAAUUUAUACACAACCGAGCCAGUUAGAUUUCCAAGUGAACCAAAACUGGGGGGCAAGACGGACUCUGGCUUGCUUAGGCAACCUCUGGCGAUAAGUUCAUCUGAACGUGCUUUACAAGACAAAGGUCUGCACAAUAACCAAACAUCUUCCACAGGAAAUGAUUUUUGUAUGAUACCCCCAGAAAAAUUGACUGCACUGGACUCGGUAAACAAUAGGGCCCAGUCUUCAGAAAGCUUUAGUACCAUUGAAACCCUUUCAUCACUGGAGCACUGGUCUGGAACGAAAGAAAAAGAGACCGACCGUUUUACAGAUGUUAUCUCAAGUAAACAUGGGGUGUGUCAGGCAGAUGUUCAAAAGCAUGAAUCUGAAGAUGCCUCAGGAAGCAAAACAACGGAGAGUUUGUUAAUCAGAGAGGAUAAUGAUGAUCACCACAGAAAGGGGUGGGAAACAAGGCCCCAAAUAGUACCCUUAGAGUAUGAUGAAGCCAUCGAGUUAAAAGAGGAAGUAUUGGAAAGAGUGGAUGACAAGGUCAAGCCAUUUCUUGGGCAACAUAUGCAAGAAACCUCUUCUCAAACUCUUGAAUCAGUUUUAGAAAACAUUGACAAAAAGGAAUUAAAAAUUGAGAGAUAUGGGAACAAAAAGGUGUAUUUAAGAGGAGAAUUUAAUACCAAUACCUUAGCUGAAACUAAUGUCACAGCAAUGUCUUUCACAAGUUCGCAUACCAAAGAUGACAUUGUAGAAGAAAAAUAUAAGUCUGAGUAUAAUCUUGAUAAGGUGAAAGAAAUAAAGUUGAGCAUUUUAGAGCAAUCUUCAGAAGAGGCACUAGCAUGCCCUACCAACAGGCAUGGAAAAGAUUCCGCUGAAAUACAAAAUCAACAACCAUUGUUGUUCACACCCAGUAACAAUGAAGGCAGUACAAUAGAGAAGUUUUCUCAAAGAGAAAUGAUGAGUCCUGGUGUGUUAGAUGUAGCAAAAGAUGAGGAAUUACAUGAAUCCAUAGAUAUAUCAGGGCUAAAUGCUGGAGAAAUCUCAGGCAAAAGAAAUAAGCAGGAAAGCACAACUUCUGUUGUAGGUGAAUUAAGUCAAAAUUUAAAGGGAGCAGAGAGUAGUUACCCAGAAGACAUUCAGACUACAAGUGGGAUUUGCUUGAGCUACCCAAAUUUGGUACAGGCAACUGAUGCAAGUAUAUCCACAUAUUCUGCAUCAACAAAUGUAGAAGAUGUCUUUGAUGCUGGAGGAAAUUUAGAAGAAGGGAAGCACAGUCAGGGCUAUGACCUAGCAAACAGAAAGAUGUUGCAGGCAGAGCUGUGCCAAAGUGAUCCUGGCAGGUUUACUGAUGAUGAUCAGAGCAGCAGGGUCACAUGGGGGGAUCAAAGUUGGAGAGGCUUAGGAAGUCAAUUGGCAGAAAAGGAAAGCGAAGCCAGUGAAGGAGUGCAGGUGGAAGAGCUAACAGGUGGCGAAGCUAUGUGGGGAAUUAAAGACGAUACAAGAUGUUUGGAUGUAACUCCCACAGAUGAAUUGUUUACCUGCCAAGACCCGGUGAGAUAUGAAGAGUCUUAUGUAGUGGAGCAUGAUAGUAUAAGGGAAGCAGAGGCAGUUACAGCCUCUUAUAUAAUUAAAAUGACAUCAGAAAGCACUCCAGAAAAAAUGUCUGCUGGAGAAAAAGCAGUAAUUGUUAAGCUACCUCAAGAGACCGCACUAAGUGACAGGUCCACAGAGGAAAAGGAAACAGUGUUUGAUAUACAUGAAGGGAGAAGUGAUGGUUCACAUUAUCCUCUUUGUCAAUGCAAUACAGUGGGUGUAUUAUAUGACACCAAAUUUGAAGAGGAAUCAGUUUCAGAUAUUUAUAAUGCACGCAUACAUGAAACAGUGCACGGAGAAAUGAUGUCAGUACGCAGUGCAAGCGGAAAGCUUGGUGGAGCAGAACAUAGCACUGGGAAUGAUUCACCCCCAGAUGAAAUAUUAUGGACUUCUGCUGCAGAAGGAAAAGCCAUUUCAGAGCAGGAUUUAUAUCCUGAAACAUCUCCGAAAGCUUUGCAGGGCCUACCGCAAGGCCUAUGCAACAAAGAGGCUGAAGAGGCAAGUGUCUGGAGAAUGCUUCCUCACGACAGUGCUAAAGCAGAAAGCAAAAUUUCCCCUUCUGAGGUCAUUGUUGCUGGCAGCUAUUGCGAAAGUUCAUCUGUGACAUCUUCGGAAGAGUCCAGGGGAGCUCUUCCUGCUGAGGGGGGGCAAGUGUUGCAUCCAGACACAGAAGCUUCAGUCGAUAUUGCAGCUGACUCAGAAUGCAGCUUCACCUCAACUGGUGAAGCAGCUCCCAUGAUUCCAAAUAUUUCUUUGGAGACUGAACUCCAAGAACUUCCUGAGCGUUCAGCAGUGCUGCCUUCUAGUGAGAAAGGAGAAAGAAGCACAGGUCUGUUUCCCCAUCAGCCAGAGCUCAAACAGGAGAAGUUAUUAGGGCCAACCAUUUUAAUUAGUGAACCCCUAGAAGAAAGAGAAGAGAGAAUCUCAGAGUCUGAAGGUUUGAUAACUGAAGAAACAUUGAACACUGAUGGGCUUGGCCACCAGUCUGUUUUUGGUCACACAGCAAUUUCUGGCCAGCAAAGUGAAGUUUAUAGCUUACCAUCUGAGUGUCUCGUUUUAAAGCACAUUGGUUACAAAAUACUUUAUUUCCUCUUGUUCGUUGUGUUUUGCGUCACUUUGUACCACUACGAUUUAAUUGUUUGCUUUGCACUCUACUUCUUUUCAUUGUAUUGGCUAUACUGUGAGGGCAGGGGGGACGAGGAAUCGGUAAAAAAAGAGUAGUAUCAAGCUGCCAAAUGUCUACAUGAAGCACUUAACAUUUAAUAUCAGUAUAUCCCAAAGCACAGCCAUGUCCACACAGAACCAACUCAAGAUCCCCCCCCCACUUCCCUUGAAAUAAUGCUUAAAGGAAUGUACAUGGAGUUUGCUCCCUCAUAUAAGUAAUUAUUCUGCAUAGGACCAUUAAGUUUGGAUCAUUAAAUACCUAUAUGAAUAUGAGUUCUGAAGCACAUCAAGUUGAAAUUAAAUACAGCUGCUGCUCCUUUUCUGGUUAGGAAGAUGUGAAGCUUGAGUCUCUUCAGAGUCUCUUACAAUUUUAUCGCGCUCAUUUGUUUUGUAGUAAAGCUUUAUUUUCUUUCUGAAAGGCUUUUUAAAAAAUGGUUUUAUAUAGCAAGUAAGUAAAGAGGCAAUGGCAUUAUUACUAACACAGUAAUAGGGCAUGUCCACUUAGGAGUUUCCUGUAUUUUAUACUUAUGCACUAAAAUUGAAGGAUGAGAAGUAGGCCCCACAAAAUAAGGUAUUGUGUGGCCAGGGAAUUUUGCACACCAUUCCUCAGUGUGGACUAUAUCAUGUCCAUUCAUCCCACGAUUUUCCUGUUUUGCUGGGUGAACAGAUGGGAAAACCAAAGCUGCAGUAUUAUUUGCAGGGAUCUGAUGCACCGAGUUGGAGCCCUUCUCUUCCUCCUCUUUCAAACUAUGCAAUGUGGACAUGCCCUUAAUAUAUUAAUACUGACCAUAGGCACGAUCCACUGGGAUGUCACUCUGCAUGCACCGCUGAAAUUGAUAGGAGUUGUGCAAGAGUGCAAGGAAUGUGCCCCAUACGCAUUUAAUGAUGUACAACUAGAAUUAGCAAGCAUAUUUUGGGAGAAAAACUCAACUUUAUGGGUUAAGUAGAGCCGUCAUCAGACAUUGCCAAUCAGAAUUAAGGAAACAUAUGAGGAGGGUCAUGCGGUCAAGUAUGCCAGCUCUGCCCUUUGUCACCAUUCUCAUCUCCCUCCAAAUUGAGGAAGUCAGUCUUCUGAAGCAGAGCCUUCUGCCCUCAUGAAGGUUCACGUGUCCUUUAGAACCCUGAUUUUCUAGCGUUCUAAAGAACAGAGAAAGAUUCCAUGAGUACAAGAGAUCCCCCACUUCAGAAGAUUGUCCUGCACACACCAGAGGGUGACAGAAAUAGUGACAAGUGGGGGGCAGAGAUACCCCCAGCUCUGAUGUUAACUUAAUACUUCUUGAUAAUGCCUGAAGGAGGCAUAGGUGGCUGCUGUUGUUUUCCCCCCAAUGUGAUGAUAUUAAUUAAUAAAUGUCUGCACAGUUACAACUCUAGACUCCAGUGCAAUUGUGAUGUAACUUUGUAUGUGUAAAAAAAAAAAA